AUGGCCCAGCCAAAGAUACCUGAGCUUGUUCUGAAACUCCAGCAGCUAGCCAAACCUACAUUUGUCAACAGCAGAUGGAGGAAGCCAGCAAUAAGUGCUAGAAGACUAGCAGACAUGAGGAAGUCCUUGGUAGCUGAGGGAGUCUACUGGCCUCCCAAACCCAUGGCUGACAGAGGAGGAGACAAGCCUUUCAAGCUCAUCAAGCAUGAAAGAGAUAGAGAGAAAAGGCAAAACAAAAUUGAGGAGAACAUGCGUAAGAUGCCUGAGAUGAUAGCUGAGUACAGAGCAAGUGUGCACAAGCUGCGUGCUGAUACCAGAGCCAAGAAGCACAGAACGGAGGAGAUGAAGUAUCGCAUCGCCGUGGGGAAGCAGGAGAGCGGGGAACCCUCCUGGCAGAUAUUCAAGGACCAGAAACGAUAAGCAUUAAUAUAAUUGUAGCUCAGUAUUUAUUGCAGAACAUUUAACCACUUUAAUACGACGACUGUUUGCAAUUAAUGUUUUGUCGGGUGUUUAUAUCUGAGAUUUCUAUGAAACAAUAAUAAUUUAUGUACACACAA
Molecule: messenger RNA, 557 nt
Organism: Halichondria panicea
Lineage: Eukaryota; Metazoa; Porifera; Demospongiae; Suberitida; Halichondriidae
Exons: 2
Coding region: 1-420 (139 amino acids)
Source: RefSeq, a predicted model, not a curated record